AUGGAUCCUCAUGUGAAUAUGGUUGGUCAUCGUUCAUCAGCAGAACAAAUACCUCAUCGUUCGAAAUAUUACAACCCGAAUGAUUGGCCACUGUCAAACUUCAAAGAGAAAUUCUGGGAAGCCCCGAAGGUGGAAGGACGCUGUAUGAACGUAGAGGAUAUGGACAGUUUCAUGGAAAUCAAUCAUAAAGUAUGCAAAGGAUUGUUGGAAGAUACAGUCUAUCUCAAUGCCCUGCGCGACCGUCAUUUUGAUAUCGCAAUUCAUGAAAUUUACGACUAUUGCGUAGUAGCUGUUCUUGAGAUGAUUGGAAUCAAAAACACCAUAGUCGUAUCGGCAGUAGGUGUCACUUCUCAUGUACAAGAUAUUGCAGGGUUUCCGACCAAUCCCAGUUUUAUUCCGGGU
This is a messenger RNA of Cylicostephanus goldi, 402 nucleotides long. The record is from the annotation of a GenBank genome assembly. NCBI's taxonomy places the organism in Eukaryota, Metazoa, Nematoda, Chromadorea, Rhabditida, Strongylidae.